This is a messenger RNA of Vigna unguiculata (cowpea), 552 nucleotides long. Lineage: Eukaryota; Viridiplantae; Streptophyta; Magnoliopsida; Fabales; Fabaceae. The record is from RefSeq and is a predicted model, not a curated record.
AUGCCAUUUGGAGUGACUAAUUCUCCAACCGUCUUCAUAGAUUACAUGAAUCAGAUUUUCCGACCCUAUUUGGACAAAUUGGUGGCGGUGUUUAUAGAUGACAUUCUCAUCUAUUCCAAGAAUAGGGAGGAGCACAUUGAGCAUCUAAGAGUUGUAUUAGCAGUACUAAAAGAACAUCAGCUAUGUGGCAAGUUGUCCAAGUGCAAGUUUUGGUUAGAAGAGGUACAAUUUCUGGGGCAUGUUAUCUCUUCACACGGUAUUGUGGUGGAUCCGAGCAAGAUUGAUACAGUGAUGAAAUGGGAAAGACCACGAACGGUGACUGAGGUGCGAAGUUUCCUAGGAUUGGUUGGGUAUUAUAGAAGGUUUGUGGAAGGGUUAUCUAAAAUGGUGAGUCCUCUGACCCAACUCACUAGAAAAGACCAACCAUUUUCCUGGACAGAGAAGUGUGAAGAGUGUUUUGAGGAGAUGAAGAAGAGAUUGACUACAACUUCAAUACUAGCUAUACCAAACACAAGCAAGAAGUUUGAGGUAUAUUGUGAUGCAUCCUAUUAG